This is a messenger RNA of Podospora pseudocomata, 234 nucleotides long. RefSeq lists its product as uncharacterized. Bases 1 to 234 code for a protein of 77 amino acids. Lineage: Eukaryota; Fungi; Ascomycota; Sordariomycetes; Sordariales; Podosporaceae. The record is from RefSeq and is a predicted model, not a curated record. The transcript is spliced from 3 exons. Gene Ontology annotation, molecular function: transcription corepressor activity.
AUGGCUUCCAAGAACGAGUCCAACGCCAACAACACGAGUCCAACAAAUGCCUCUGGCGACAACGCCCAUGCUGAGCUCACGGUUCAACUCGAAGACCUUCUGAACACCCUCUCGAACAAAUUUGCUGGCGUUUCUAGUGAAAUCUUUGCAAAAAUGGACGAGAUGUCGCGUCGCCUGGACAAUCUUGAAGCACAGCUAGCAGCCAACAAGGACAAGAAGUCAAGCUCCGGCUGA